CCAUUUAAGUGGAAAUUCAUUCGCGCUCGCGUAUAUGUAUUGAUUCUACGUUGAAUGGGCUUACAUUACAAAGCUUUGACGAAAAAAGCAAUCACGAUAAAAUAACUAUCAAAGAAACAAGAAAAUAAUUGCAUAUUUUAUCAAAAAAAAUAAAUAAGAAAAAUACGUUUCAUGAAAACGUUACUUAUAUAUAGUUUAUAUCAAAAAUAAAGUAUCCUCAUAAAUAUAAUACACAUUCGACAUUGAAUACUCUCGUAGUCCUGCCGCUGCCUAUCGCCGCGGGUGGAAGCAGGUCUAUUCUACGCAUCUUACAAGUUGUUACAAUGAGGUUCCUCUCUGUUGAGAUUUUCAUUCUCAAGUGACAGUGAUUUGGUGUAAUUUGUAUCUAUCUCUUAGCAUUCGAUGCGGAAUUCAAAAAUGAUUAAAUUGUGAUUAUACAAUGAAAAAGUUUCGAAUUAAGAGACGAUUCGAAAAUAGUUCAUCAAGUGUGGAGGUGGGAAAUCAGCAAUCGAUCAAUGGCGGUCGAUAUUUUGGAUGAAGACCACUUCGCGGUGAGUGCAAUCGUUACCGUCGGUAUGCAAAUUAUAUUCUUCACAAUUGCGGCGACCUUCCAGCUGGACAAGCUAACAGAUUUUGCCGGCGGCACGAACUUUAUCAUCCUCGCCCUUCUCACUUUCUUUCUCGGCCAAGUAGGCAAGCCUUAUGACAGUAGACAACUUAUGGUCACUAUAUUUGUUUGCUUGUGGGGUGUUCGUCUUUCUGGAUAUCUAUUAUAUCGGAUUAUUAAAAUUGGUCGUGAUAAAAGAUUUGAAGAUCGUCGCAGUAAUGUGAUUCGUUUUGCUGUAUUUUGGACAUUUCAGGCUAUAUGGGUCUAUGUCGUGAGUUUACCAGUAAUUAUCAUUAAUUCGCCGCGACACAAAAUACCACCAGCUCCUAAAACGAUGACAACACUAGAUAGCACUGGUACGGGACUUUUCGUAACUGGUUUAUUAGCUGAAACUUAUGCCGAUUUGCAGAAAUUUUCUUUCAAACAAGAUCCAGUGAAUAAUGGCAAAUGGUGUAAUGACGGAUUAUGGAGAUUAUCCAGACAUCCAAAUUAUUUUGGAGAAAUAGUAGUAUGGUGGGGUAUCUUCGUAAUAUCUUUGAAUGUAAUUGAAGGCAUUGAAUGGAUUGCUAUAGCUUCUCCAAUAUUCACUACUUUCAUCAUUCUUUUCUUAUCUGGAAUGCCUCUAUUGGAAAGAGCUUCCGAUGAGAGAUAUCGUGAUAAUGCCGAAUAUCGCUAUUACAAACUAUCGACAUCGCCAUUAAUACCAAUACCACCAUCCAUAUAUGUUGAAGUGCCUCAUUUCCUAAAAUUUCUUUUCUGUUGCGAAUUUCCACUUUAUGAUUCGUUAGAUGUAAAACCACGAUCAGCUGUCACUGAAUCAACAUCAAUAAGUCUUGCUGCGUCUACGUAGCUAUAGUCACACGCCGGACAACCGAAUUCGAAGUCCGGCGUGCAGUCAUCUAUGACUAGCACAGUCUUUUGAGGCUGCUAUGAUUCUUUGCAUUUUAUUGUUCGCAUCGUCUUUCAUUAUUCCACUCGGUUAAGAAUAAUAACUUAGAGGUUAUGCAAAUAAAAUUCUACGUAAUUAGAAAUUGAAAUAAAUUGAAAAAGUAUAUAUUAUGUCAUCAACGUUAAUAUGUUGUAAUUGCAUUUUUUAAAUUAUAUAUUUUUUAAAUUGAAAAUAUUGAUGUUCUUUGUGAUUUGAGUUCAGAAAAUAUAUAAAAUGCUGUUAUACAAAAAAGUAACAUGUAAAAUAAUGAUUAUGAAAGUAGACGCGUAUUACUAUAUUUUGCUAAUCUAUUAAAUGAAUUGAAAAAAUUUAUAUUUUUUAAAUUUAAUUAAAAAACUAUAUUUAUUUGAAGUACUUUUUAAAGUUUAGGAAUUUAAAAAUCUUAAAAAUAAUGUUAAAAAAUAUUAAUAAAUAUAAAAAAAUUAAACCGAAGUUAAAAUCGUAAUUAUACUACCUCGAAUAUGUUUUCGAUUUAAAAUCGAAUUCAUUAUCUAGAUUAAAACGUUUAAACUUUAAAAAAAUAAUUAUAUAUACAUAUAUAAAAAAAUAUAAAAAUAAAUGUGCAAUAUUAUUAUAGAUUUUCGAAGCUAUAUAGUUUCUGCUAAACAUUCUUCUAUUUCAUAGAAUUCAUUGAUGUAUAUAUUUAUUUCCAAUUUUAUAAGUGUUCAUUUGUUUAAUAUUACUCUUUUAUAGAAAAUAAGUUGGAAAAAAAUUAUUAAAACACAAUUAUAUUUUAAUGACAGAGUUCUAAAAACAAUAUUUUUGGACCACUAGGGACCAUAUAUAUAUAUAUAUAUGUAUAACAAUAUUAGUUGCUUAUAUAUAUUUUUACAUAUCUAAAAAUCAAACUUUUGAAUAAUAAUUUGGAUAGUAAUUGAGCAAGCUAAAUGGAAGAAAAAUAUCACUAAAAUGAAAAGAGCAAAAAUGAAAACUUAUUUUGAUUUUAUAAUUGAUUAUUAUUACUUUAAAACCCGUUUUUAAUCGAUGCAGAUGAAACAUUAUUUAAAAAAAAACCAAUUAGAAAAAGUUUUAGUAAAAAUUAAUUAUGUAUAGAAAUGUUAAAAAAUUAAUCAUAAUCAAAUCCCAAAAAAUUCCAAAAAUAAAAAGCUGUCUAUCUAAAUAAUAUUAAUAGUUGUAAGUAAAUUAAUCGUAGCAUUAAAUUAUAGCAAUAUUAUACAUAUCUUGUGCCGAGUAGUAAAUCGAAAAAUAAAGCUAUAAUUAAUAAAAAGUAUUAUUUAGCUGUAUUCUUUUAAAAGCAAUCAUAAUGAAAAUUAAUAUUCUCAAAUCAAUAUUAUAAAAAUAAAUAUUAUGAUUCAUUAUAAUUUAAAUAUAUAUUUCGAUAUAAAUAUUAAAAGAAUACAACUACAGAUACAUUACGCCAAAUUAGAAGUAUUAUGUUGUAAACGAUCGUUUCAAUCGUUGUUAUGUAAAUCUUUAAAUUUUAGAUAAUAAACAAUAGUUGAUCCAA
This is a messenger RNA of Apis cerana (Asiatic honeybee), 3024 nucleotides long. RefSeq lists its product as uncharacterized. The record is from RefSeq and is a predicted model, not a curated record. NCBI's taxonomy places the organism in Eukaryota, Metazoa, Arthropoda, Insecta, Hymenoptera, Apidae. Gene Ontology annotation, cellular component: membrane.